Molecule: messenger RNA, 2216 nt
Organism: Stegodyphus dumicola
Lineage: Eukaryota; Metazoa; Arthropoda; Arachnida; Araneae; Eresidae
Gene: Uev1A
Product: Ubiquitin-conjugating enzyme variant 1A
Source: RefSeq, a predicted model, not a curated record
AUUUGUUAAGAUGUUGAAAUUUAUGCCUAUUAUUAUGGCAGCACGCCCACCUUGCAAUGCGUUCGUUACUCGUUGCUGCUGAGGUUGAUAGUUAGUCAAAUAUGGCGGCUCCCACCGGCGGAUCAGGUGUAGUGGUUCCUCGUAAUUUCCGUCUCCUGGAAGAACUUGAACAAGGACAGAAAGGGGUUGGUGAUGGUACUAUAAGUUGGGGUUUAGAAGAUGACAGUGAUAUGACUUUAACACAGUGGACAGGCAUGAUUAUUGGGCCACCAAGAACACCAUAUGAAAACAGGAUUUACAGUUUGAAAGUAGAAUGUGGACUUCAAUAUCCUGAUGAACCUCCAAAUGUUAGGUUUAUAUCAAAGAUAAAGAUGACAGGUGUUAGUGAAAGCUCUGGAAUUGUGGAUAAAAGAACUCUUCCUGUAUUAAGUCGUUGGCAGAGAAAUUAUUCAAUUAAAACAGUCCUACAAGAGCUACGCAGAGCGAUGACUUUAAAGGAAAAUCAAAGGCUAAGUCAACCACCUGAAGGAUCUGCCUUCUAGCAUCAGUGCACAUAUUAUGGGUUCUAACGACUAUUAUGUUUGUUGCCAAGCAUCCAUUUGCUUGGUAUUUUUUUGCCCAAGUGGACUGGAAAGUAAAAGAUUCAACAGUCUUUUUGUAUAUUAAAUGCUUUACACUACCUUGUUGGUCUCCCUCCACUUCUACAUGUGGACGCUGCAGAUUGUCUUAAUUGUGAAAAGCAAGGUAUUAGUAAAUGCAGUAAAUCGGCUCUAAACUAUUUACGUAAAUAAUAUGUAUUAAAGUUUACACAUGCAUUAGCACGCGAAUUGCGAAUGAUACUUAAAUAUUGUGCCUUUUGUUCUUGCAUAUAUUGUAGAUAAAAUGGGGCACAUUGGCAGUGAUUGUAGCUGUUGUUGAUUUUGAUUUUUUCGCAGAAUCAUAUGCCUUAAUAAUGGCAUUUCUGAAAGGAUACGCUACUGAUCAGAAAAUUCUUUAUCAGUAUGUGGAUAACUUCAUGUGCUUGCAUGUAAUUCUGUCUACACUAAAUGCUUAAAAUCAGUGAAAUAACACUAUUUUGAACCAUUUUACUGAAUUAUAUUUCUGGCAAGCAAAAAUACCUUUUAUGAUACACCAUCGUUUUAUUUUAAGAUACAUUAGAAAUUUCAAAUGAUAUACAUUUAGUCUUUAAGAUUUUCUUCUGUGUUUGAUAAAUGUCAAUAGUUCUGUGUAUUAGUAUUUUAUGAUUAUGUAAAAGAGAAGACCUAGGUUCUUAAAUAAAAAAAAAGUUCAUUUUAUUAUUUUCCUUUAACACAUUCUUUGUUUCAAUGCCUUGCAUAGUUUUUAAUCAAUUUUUGUUAAUUGUUUGUGUUAUUUAUUAUGAAUUUUAUAUUCUAGUUUAAAAGUAAAAUUAAGCUAAUCAUUUUGUUUUGUUUCCUGGUUUUAGCCUGAUAUUAUUAUCAUUUCAAUUGCAAAUAGAAUUUUAUGAACACCUUUUACCCUGUUUAUUAUGAUAAUUCUGUUUCAAUUUUUUUCCCCUUACAGAAUUUUAAAAAAAAAAAAAAAAAAAAAAAAUCAGUAGCUUUUCCUUAAGAGGAGGGAUCUGUGAAACAAUGUGGUAUAUAUUGCCCUGGAAUAAAUGUAUAGUGAUUUUUAAUUAAUUUGAUCAAUGAUAGAUUUUACACUUGGAACCUAAUUUUUAUACACAGUUAAUAAAGUAUUGCUUUUAUGUUGGGGGAUUAUUAUUAUUAAAGUAUUAUUCUAAAUUUUGAUAAGAAUUGUACAAGGUUUAAUCCAGGAAUUAGAAAAUUAAAAGAGCUACUUCAAUUGACGUAUCUUUGUGCAUGAAUUUAGAUAGUCUUGCAUCACUGUCUUAGUAUGUGCAAAGUACCGUUAUAACAGUUCUGCUUUUAAAAACUCAGUGCUGUAAUUUAAUCUUGGGCUUAAGAUAUCAUGAAACAUAAAGUAAGGUUUGGAGUUUGCAAGAAAUAAUUAAGAAUAUGAUCAUUCUUUUUGGUAUGUUUCAGUGAAGCAUAUACACUUUGCUUCAUAAGUCUGGUACAAUUUUUUAAAAAAACCUCAAUACCUAGGAUAUAUUGGUGUUACAUGCAAGCAAAGAAAAGGCAUGAUGCAAUAACAGAUUAAUACAAUUUUUAUGUACACAUUCACAUCAUGCUGUUGUAUUCCGAAUAUGGCAAUUAAAAUAUUGAUUAUAGUUU